AUGGAGACCCACGUCCGGGUCGUGGCUCGAUUCAGACCCCCAGUCACGGACGAAGAGUUCAACGACCAGCCGGUCUUUUUGCUGCGUCCAGGCGACAACUCCAAUGCCAUUGACAGUGGAGUGGCAGAAAAUGCCACAGUGGAGUCUCAGGAUGGGCGAUGGACCUUUGAAUUCGACACAGCGUUCAGUGAAGAGGCAAGCCAGCACGUGGUUUAUGAUCGAAUUGGCCAUCCGGCCGUGCAGGACGUUCUGGCGGGCCAGACACCCGAAAACCGGAUCUAUCAUAUCUUAAAAUGCUAG
Molecule: messenger RNA, 300 nt
Organism: Symbiodinium necroappetens
Lineage: Eukaryota; Dinophyceae; Suessiales; Symbiodiniaceae
Source: the annotation of a GenBank genome assembly